This is a messenger RNA of Ruditapes philippinarum (Manila clam), 1379 nucleotides long. RefSeq names its product elongator complex protein 5-like. Gene Ontology annotation, molecular function: tRNA binding. Lineage: Eukaryota; Metazoa; Mollusca; Bivalvia; Venerida; Veneridae. The coding region runs from base 1 to 879 and encodes 292 amino acids. Gene Ontology annotation, biological process: tRNA wobble uridine modification. Gene Ontology annotation, cellular component: nucleus; cytosol; elongator holoenzyme complex. The record is from RefSeq and is a predicted model, not a curated record. The transcript is spliced from 8 exons.
AUGACUCAGUUUGAAAGUAAAUUUACACCCCACACCGAUUCUGUAAAGCAAAGCGGAAGACCACUGUUGAUAAGCCUUGUAAAUAACCUGUGCCAAAGGGUAGAGAAAGUCCAUGUGGUAUGUUUUGAAAAAUCUCCAGACUACCUUAAAGAUUUUAUAAACACAGAGUUUUACCAAAGACUUGUAUUUCAUGAUGGGUCAACAGAUGUUCUCGGAUGGGAGAGUGCUGAAAAUCUCUCUGUAGAUACUGACCUUGUGAAGCAUCUUAGCAACAGAUCUGGUCACCAUGCCAACAAUAAUGUUGCUAUAGUGAUUGACAGUCUCAGUCCAAUGAUGUUACAUCGUCAAGCACCUUACACAUGUCAGGCUCUGUCAAGAUUGACGUCUGCUAAAAUACAGGAAGCUGAAGUAGAACAAGUUGUCUGUUUAUUACAUAGAGAUCUCCAUGACGACCAUAGCAUAGUUUUAUUAAAUCACUUAGCAACCACCAUUGUCAAAGUCACACCACCAAAACUAGGUCAUUUUCAUGUGGCCUGUAAUACACUGCAUAAAAGACUAUCAGGGAAAGUUAUUAGAAUUGAUGAGCACUUUAACCUGGAUGAGCAGUAUUGUAUUCAGGACGUCACAGAAGUGAAAAAUGUUGAUACAUCUACUGUUGCUAUGGAAACUAAACAGAGUGACCCUACUGCCAAUUUGACCUUCAAUCUGACCUUGACAGAUAAAGAAAAGGAGGCUAGAAGUCAAGUCAAGUUACCGUACACAUAUGAUGUUAACAGGGAAGACAACUCUACAAAUUUUGGAGAAGGCAAAAUAUUUUAUCAGCCUGAUGAUGCUGAUGAUUUUGAUGAAGAAGAUCCAGAUGAUGACCUUGACAUCUGAGAGUGUGUCCAUGCAGACCAGAGGCCAAUUUAUACUAAAUAUGGCAAGAGCAUUUGAAACUUUUGAGUGCCACCAUGCCUUUGGUUUAUGUCCAGUACAUGAAUGAAAAAUAAACAGGCAUUUGAGUGUUUGAUAGCACUGCCAUGCAGACGUGAGGUCAAUUCCUUCUGAAUGUUGCAAGAACAUUUGAAUAUUGGAUUGCUUGCAUGCAACAAAAAGAGACAUUUUAGAAUUUGAUAUUACCGCCAUGUCAUAACUUCAUGUCAAGUCAAUUGAAUAGACAUUGUAGAAGUUAAUUGCAUGACCAUGUCUUUGGUGCAUGAUCAUUGUAUAAUGGAUGGUCACUAUGUCAUAGGAUCAUGCCAAAAUUAAUUAUUUUAACAUAUUAAGCUCCCUGAGCACCAAGUUUUUUCAAAUAUCGUAUAAAUCUCACCUGAUUUUAUGAAAUAAUAUACAAUGUGAUUUUCAUGUCUGCAAAAGGGUAUAGACAUUUCUUAGAA